AGUGAGUCAAAAAUUGUUGAAGCUGAAGUGGAUGUUGAUGCUGAAAUGGUUGCUGUUGCUGUUGCUGCUGCUGGUGCUGCUGUUGUUGUUGUUGUUGCUGGGUUAUAUAUACGUUAUCAUUCGCUGUACAAGUGAACUGCGCAACAUGACUCAUAGGGGCAGCAUGGCUCAUGUUGGCUGCGGAUUUAUUCAAGAACGUAUUAGGUGUCAUGCUAAUGAAAUGAUAAUUUUUGACUACGCCUUGUUAACCAGAGUUUUUUCUUUUACAGGAAAAAAAAAAAAGGACUUGUUGUAAUAUAAAUAAGUUUGUUGUUGUUGUUGUUGUCGUUGUAAUCGAACUUUUUUUGUAGAAAUAUAUCUUUAGAGUUGUUUGAAAGCAGCUUUCGUUUCUUC
Molecule: messenger RNA, 393 nt
Organism: Mycotypha africana
Lineage: Eukaryota; Fungi; Mucoromycota; Mucoromycetes; Mucorales; Mycotyphaceae
Exons: 1
Coding region: 32-295 (87 amino acids)
Source: RefSeq, a predicted model, not a curated record